Alternaria triticimaculans is the source of this 711-nucleotide messenger RNA. RefSeq lists its product as uncharacterized. NCBI's taxonomy places the organism in Eukaryota, Fungi, Ascomycota, Dothideomycetes, Pleosporales, Pleosporaceae. The transcript is spliced from 4 exons. Gene Ontology annotation, molecular function: nucleic acid binding; protein-lysine N-methyltransferase activity. The record is from RefSeq and is a predicted model, not a curated record. Gene Ontology annotation, biological process: methylation. The coding region runs from base 1 to 711 and encodes 236 amino acids.
AUGGCGUCAAUUGAAGACGACGAUGAGAUACCACAGCUCUCCGGCGAUGCUCUUGCCGCGCUGAAAGAAUUUUAUGGCGAGCGGGAUGCACGACAAAAGCAGUUUGAGGAACUAAAAGGCCAAGCUGAGGAUGACUUCGAAGGGAAGUUGUCCAUGGACGCCUUCACGGAAGACUGGAAUGCAAGUCAAUUCUGGUAUAGCGACGAGACCGCUAUGGUGCUUGCGCGACAGCUUCUGGAUGGCGCGACAGAUGGGACAAGAAUAGCAGUCGUGUCUGCUCCGAGUGCUUUCAUCCAGCUGAAAAAUCUACUGAACUCUGGUGAAGUCAAGUGCCGGCCGCAGAUUAAAUUGCUGGAGUUUGACGAGCGUUUUGCCGUCUUCAAGGAGUUCGUGCGCUACGACUUCGAGAAGGCGAUCCAACUACCAGCUGAGAUGAAGGCCUCGUUCGAUGUCAUCAUUUGCGACCCGCCAUUUCUGAGUCAAGAUUCUGCCCUGACCGUGCGAUGGUUAGCGAAGUCAUGGACGCAAGAUUCUCUGCGUCUCAUUGUCUGCACUGGCGAGCGUAUGGAGAGCCUGGUCACAGACAAACUAUACGGGAAAGUAGGAACCAAGACGACGGAUUACGAGAUCAAGCACGCCAAAGGAUUGAGCAACGAGUUCAGAUGCUAUGCGAACUUUGAGUGCCCAUCGUGGAAGUGGGUAAAGUCAUGA